AUGCUCACUGUUCCCUCUACUGUCAACAUGCACACAGCUGUGAGCUUUAUUAAUAAGCACAGCAGUAUGGACGAAAAGGUCCUAGAGCACUCCAGAUCGAAACCUGAUGUUUCAGUGCCACAAGAUCCUGCGGUAAUCACAGGAGAAGGUACUGGGAACGGGAUGUUUGAAUCUCGAAUUGUGGACAGUGACAUUGACACCUAUUUUAUUGGAACCCUGUGGCGAGUCUACAAUCUAUCGCCUUACCCUUCUCCACCACCUACAGAUCAGGAAAAGCCAAACCAAAAGGCCGAAGAAAUCGAAGUGAUGGCCAGCCUCAACCAUUCCAUAUACCUACAUCACCCACAGGCGGUCCGAGUAGACGACUGGAUGCUCACAGAAAUGGAGACUCCAUGGGCAGGAAAUGAGCGAGGUCUGGUUGUACAGCGGAUAUGGUCCACAGACGGAAUUCUCGUCGCUACCUGCAUUCAAGAGGCUUUGGUGCGGCUGAAGCAACAUGAAACUCCGAAGCACAUGCUAUGA
Penicillium mononematosum is the source of this 522-nucleotide messenger RNA. Its product is annotated as acyl-CoA thioesterase. Gene Ontology annotation, molecular function: fatty acyl-CoA hydrolase activity. The transcript has 4 exons. Gene Ontology annotation, biological process: fatty acid catabolic process; acyl-CoA metabolic process. Lineage: Eukaryota; Fungi; Ascomycota; Eurotiomycetes; Eurotiales; Aspergillaceae. The coding region runs from base 1 to 522 and encodes 173 amino acids. The record is from RefSeq and is a predicted model, not a curated record. Gene Ontology annotation, cellular component: peroxisomal matrix.